Messenger RNA from Symbiodinium pilosum, 1515 nucleotides. NCBI's taxonomy places the organism in Eukaryota, Dinophyceae, Suessiales, Symbiodiniaceae. The record is from the annotation of a GenBank genome assembly.
AUGGAGUGCGUUCCCUGGACGGAGCUGCUUGGACAGUCUGAAGACAGCUACAAAGUCAGCCAUUGGAAGCAGUAUCCGGCGGGAACGCAGUACGUCUACAGCUAUUUUGAGAGCCGCGGCUGUGAUAACGCGGGUUGGAACGAGGUCGUUUUCUUUGGUCUGCAGUACUUCAUCAAGCGCUACCUGCUUGGCCCAGUUGUGACCAAGGAGAAGAUCGAUGAGGCAGCCGAGAUCUAUGCCCAGCAUUUCGGAGACGGCGUGAACGACAAUCCAUCUAUGUUUUACCGCGAGGGAUGGGAGUACAUCUUGAAGGAGCAUGGCGGCAGGCUACCAGUGCACAUCAAGGCAGUGCCUGAAGGCACGGUGGUCCCAACCAAGACUGCCUUGUUCACGCUUGUCAACACUGAUCCCAAGUGCUUCUGGCUGACCAACUUCCUGGAGACAUUGCUGGUGCAGGUUUGGUACCCAAUGACCGUUUGCACACAGAGCCGCUUUCAGAAGAUCUCGAUCGCCAAGUACCUGGAGGAAACCGGAAACACAGACUGGACAAUUCCCGGUGGUGUCUGUUUCAAGCUGCAUGACUUCGGCUUCCGAGGAGUUUCCUCUGUCGAGUCUGCCGCAAUUGGUGGAUGCGCGCACCUUGUGAACUUCCUUGGCACUGACACCGUGGCCGCCAUGAUCUGCGCCAGGGACUACUACGGUGCAAAGAAGGCAGCUGGCGGAUCCAUCCCCGCAUCGGAGCACUCCACCAUCACGUCCUGGGGUGUUGAGGGUGAGGUUGAUGCCAUGAGGAACAUGCUGGAGUCCUACCCGGAUGGUUUGGUGGCCUGCGUCUCUGACUCCUUUGACAUUUGGCGCGCAUGCAGAGACUAUUGGGGCGGCCAGCUCAAAGAUCUGAUCAAGGGCCGCAUCACUGACACCAAGUUUGGUCGAUUGGUUGUUCGGCCUGAUAGCGGCGAUCCAGCAGAGACCUGCACCUCCAUCCUGAAGAUUCUAUUGGAGCAGUUCAAGGAAGAUGUGACCGAGACUCCAACAGGACACAAGCUGCUUCCUCCCUACAUCCGUGUCAUCCAGGGCGACGGUGUUGAUUGGGAAUCCAUUCCCAAAAUCUUGGAGAAGCUCAAGAAGGAGAAAAUCGCUGCGGACAACAUUGGGUUUGGAAGUGGCGGUGCGCUGCUUCAGAAGCUGAACCGAGACACCUUCAAAUGUGCAUUCAAGUGCGCUGAAAUCACCAUCAACGGCGAGAGCCGUGAUGUGUUCAAAGACCCUAUCACUGACAAGGGCAAGGCGUCAAAAAAAGGACGUUUGACGCUGCAGCUGGCCUCUGAAACCACCGGCUUCACAGAUGCUGACAAGUACAAGCCGCGUUCGGAUACCAACCCAACACCUGGAGGAACUGGUUUCCUGCACUACAGCUCGGAUGGCAAAUAUGUCACUGUUGCAAGCGGCAAGGGCGACCCGGCCAAGGACAUCAUGGUGGACGUCUUCAAGGACUGCCCCGUCGAAUCUGCAUAG